Capra hircus (goat) is the source of this 1711-nucleotide messenger RNA. RefSeq names its product RNA 3'-terminal phosphate cyclase (gene RTCA). The record is from RefSeq and is a predicted model, not a curated record. Gene Ontology annotation, molecular function: RNA-3'-phosphate cyclase activity. Gene Ontology annotation, biological process: RNA processing. The transcript has 11 exons. Gene Ontology annotation, cellular component: nucleus. Bases 510 to 1439 code for a protein of 309 amino acids. Lineage: Eukaryota; Metazoa; Chordata; Mammalia; Artiodactyla; Bovidae.
UUAAGCGGCGCGGCGCGCGCACGCGCACUGGUUGUGGGCAGGAAGAACCCGGCUUCUGGGAGCUGUGCGUACGCGUUCGUGUCUGCGGAGUUGGGCGCUCCCCGAGCCGGCGAGUGCCCUGCUUUUCCCCGGAGCCCGGCGCUCCUGAGCGGGGAGCGAGGACUCAGGCUCCGGAGCUGCGGGGCAGGAGUCCGCGUAUCCUCUUUCUCCAGUUCCGGCCGAGGCUACGUCGCGGGGGGCCGGGCCCCAGCACGCUCCCCAUGGCGGGGCCGCGGGUGGAGGUGGACGGCGGCAUCAUGGAAGGGGGCGGGCAGAUCCUGAGGGUGUCUACGGCCCUGAGCUGUCUGCUGGGCCUCCCUUUGCGGGUGCAGAAGAUCCGAGCCGGCCGCAGCACACCGGGCCUCAGUUUUAUAAAUGUGUCAUAAAGUGUGGGGAUAUAGGCAGUCUGAAGGCACACGUUUUGAUGCAGUAUUAUGACCUGAAGGCCUCAACAUUUAUCUGGACUGGAAAUGAUUCGAGAUUUGUGUGAUGGGCAACUGGAGGGGGCAGAAAUCGGCUCAACAGAAAUAACGUUUACACCAGAGAAGAUCAAAGGUGGAGUCCACACAGCAGAUACCAAGACAGCGGGGAGUGUAUGCCUCUUGAUGCAGGUCUCAAUGCCCUGUGUUCUCUUUGCUGCUUGUCCGUCAGAACUCCGUUUGAAAGGUGGGACUAAUGCUGAAAUGGCACCACAGAUUGAUUACACAGCCAUGGUUUUCAAGCCAAUUGUUGAAAAAUUUGGUUUCACAUUUAAUUGUGACAUUAAAAUGAGGGGCUACUACCCAAAGGGAGGUGGUGAAGUGAUUGUCCGAAUGUCGCCAGUUAAACAGUUAAGCCCAAUAAAUUUAACUGACCGUGGCUGUGUGACUAAGAUAUAUGGAAGAGCUUUUGUUGCUGGUGUUUUGCCAUUUAAAGUAGCAAAAGAUAUGGCGGCAGCAGCCGUAAGAUGCAUCAGGAAGGAGAUUAGGGAUCUGUAUGUUAACAUCCAGCCUGUUCAGGAACCUAAAGACCAAGCUUUUGGCAAUGGAAAUGGAAUAAUCAUUAUUGCUGAGACAUCUACUGGCUGUCUGUUUGCUGGAUCAUCGCUUGGUAAACGAGGUGUUAAUGCAGACAAGGUUGGAAUUGAAGCUGCUGAAAUGCUGCUAGCAAAUCUUAGACAUGGCGGUGCUGUGGAUGAGUAUCUGCAAGAUCAGCUGAUCAUUUUUAUGGCGUUAGCCAGUGGAAUUUCCAGAAUAAAAACAGGACCAGUUACACUCCACACCCAAACAGCUAUACAUUUUGCUGAGCAACUAGCAAAGGCUAAAUUUACUGUGAAGAAAUCAGAAGAUGAAGAAGAUGCCUCUAAAGAUGCUUACAUUAUUGAAUGCCAAGGAAUCGGGAUGACAAAUCCAAAUCUAUAGGGUAUUUGCCUUUUAAAUGAUACUUCAGUGAUGUUAUUGCACUAAUCAUUUCAUAAAUAUUAUAGAACAAUGGAAUAAGACGUAAUUUAUUAAAGGACCUAACUUUAAUUGAAGUAUAGAAUGUUCUAGAUUUGUUGAGAAUGCUUCAUCCAAUUAAUCUCACUUUGACUAUCUUCUGAGAUAGAUAGGGACAGUGAAAAAGAGUUGGUGGAUAUGUAUAAUAGUUGGUUUCAGUAUUAAAGUAUUGCAAUAAAAUAUUCUUUUCAUCUAAA